Marasmius oreades (fairy-ring Marasmius) is the source of this 851-nucleotide messenger RNA. RefSeq lists its product as uncharacterized. Gene Ontology annotation, cellular component: nucleus; cytoplasm. The coding region runs from base 47 to 760 and encodes 237 amino acids. Gene Ontology annotation, biological process: RNA metabolic process. Gene Ontology annotation, molecular function: single-stranded DNA binding; sequence-specific DNA binding; RNA binding. The record is from RefSeq and is a predicted model, not a curated record. Lineage: Eukaryota; Fungi; Basidiomycota; Agaricomycetes; Agaricales; Marasmiaceae. The transcript is spliced from 6 exons.
GGACGCGUUCUUCUCACCCUUCCCUCUCGAGCUUUCAUGGAUCCAAAUGACUUGGAUGAUCUCAACGGAUUGCUUGAUCACGAGGCACAGAUACGAGAAGUAUAGCUCAUCGUUUCUAGCACGAGCCUUCUCGCCUGACGAGUCUGCCGUGAAUCCCCAGAAAAUAAGAGAACAGAUCACCGAACUCGAUAUAAAGACUCGUAGAAUGAAUGGGAAGUUGAACCGGAUUCACUCUACCCAGCGGGACGCAAUCCCUGCCCUUGUUGAUUCCAUUCGUCCGAUUCUGAGCAGCUGUCCUUCGACAAUCGCUGCGCUAGCGGUGAUCAUUCCCGCUCACCAAUAUUGGCGUUGGAAAGAUAUGUGGUGCAACUCCCUAAGGACGACCGUCUUUGUGGCCUCUCUUUGUCAUUACCUUACUGAAGGGACUCUGAUCUCCCUAAAACAAACGAGCGACAUCCUUGGAAUGCAGGAUGAGUGGAAGGACCGAGUUGCGUUGUCUGCCGAAGAUUAUCUCCAUGGUAUCAUAACCUUGGUCAACGAACUUUCGCGACUAGCCGUCAAUUCCGUUACUCUGGGAAAUUAUGAAGAGCCCUUGAAGAUAUCUUCGUUUGUUAAGGAUAUAUUCGCGGGUUUCUCCAUGCUAAACCUGAAGAACGACACCUUACGGCGGAGAUUUGAUAGUCUCAAGUAUGACUUGAAGAAGAUUGAAGAAGUGGUGUAUGAUGUCUCAUUGAGAAAGCUGACCCCACCUUCGAAGUGACGAAGAAGACCUCAAGUGCAAGAUUUUGUCUAGCAUAAUGCCGAAAUAUGUAUAUCCAGAAUGUCUGCAAUUUUAUCCCCCUUAUCCCUUG